UCGGCGCCUUCAACUUGCCUGCACCGCGCCAGUCUGGGCCUGAAGCAUUUAGCAUCGUGCCCGGUGCUUCGGAGGCUACCCCACGCUUUGCUCGCAAACGUUGGGUACAGCUGCCACAGCCCGAAGAAGAGUUGGACAAAGCUGAGUGGUGGAGUGAGGGUCCAAGUGACAGCACGCCCGAUCAAGCACAAAAGCACUUAAGGCGCACAUCAUUCUCGGGAUCGCUACCGAUAUCUCGGCGAAAGCAUAGUCGAGGACACCGGUCUCGGGGGAGUAACCAAACCAUCAGCCAGCAAUCGUUCUGGAACGAUUUGCGCCGCCAAUCCGACGAGAUGUCGAGUUUGUUUGCGUCUCGCUGGGCGGCAACACCCCCGGCCGAUGAGACACCACAGAAGGAGCCGGCUCCCAGGUUCCACCCACCGACAGGCGCAGAGAUGUCGCCGCCAUCCGAGCCAGACCAGAAGAAAAUCGAACCAGGGAUCUUUGCAUCACGAUGGGCGGAUACGCCAUCUCCUGUUGACACUGCAAAACUCGAAGCCGAGUUUCGCCAACGAUUGACUGGUGGAAAGGUGGACAGUACUGCGGAUAAAAGUGAUGACAAGUCCGAGGGUGCAACUCGGGUGGCUGGUGGAGACAUCGUUGAGCAAGGCACUGCCAACGAAGGACCAGCCAGCAAUGAAGACACCCUGCCAGACACCAAUGCGUCCGAGGUUGGAGCAGCCGACAAAGCUCAACAUCAUGUUCUCAGUUCAUCACCAUUGAGUCCAACUAAAUCUCGUCUGGAUGCCCCACGCUUCAGUAAGAAAAAAGUGAGCUGGCGGGGAAAGACGUGCGUGAUCUCGAUACCCGAUAUCGACUACAAUGCCUCGCGACUGGCGGAGCCUUCGAGCCUUCAAGAGCACCAAGAGCGUUUGAAACGUCUGGAGGAUGCUGGAUACGACAUCUCUGGGUUUGACAUGCCUGCAGUCGCGGACGACUCGCAAGGUGCAGUCCAUGCGAAGUCAAUUUUUCCUGAUGAAAACGAAUCGCGAGCUAUGUUGCGCCAACGGGACUUCAAGAUCAUGCUGCCGGAUCUGGAUAAGUGGGCGGCAUACAUGGAUUUCCUGACGGAGCAAAAACUAGCUGCGCUAGGAGUGAGCAGUGGACCGCUGGAGACAGCUCCAACUCCCUCCCAGGAUGUCUCGAGACAACUCUCUGGGCAGUAUCCGCCAUUACCAUACUCCCCACCAAUCCCCACCGGCUCUGCAGCAAUCCUAGGCCGACCGGGAAUGGUGCGUGGUCACUCACACGCAAUGUCCGUGGUAUCGCCCAUCUCCCCGGUCAAUGCGCCAUUUGGACACGCUCAUCGGCACUCUGUCUUUGCGAGUCCCUUCGGCUUUCAGCAGAUCCAACCGCCUAGCUUCAAUGCUCGGUCACCGCUAGAGCAGCAGUAUUCCCCACCAUCCCUGGUUUCUGGACUGCGAUCCGUGUCUCCUCAGGGUCAGUUUGCGAUCCCUGGUUCUACACGUGUUGUUGCAGAGGAGCAGGCAGGCGAACAGCAUGGCCAACAUCACACGCCUCGACAGCCUCAAUCGAUUGCAGCGGUCACACCGAGCGGCUCAGUUGCACAGCCCAAGCACAACCUGUCGCAACUACCGGAAGAAGCAGACGAUGAAGAAAAGCUCCUCGGAAAAUCAGAGCCCGCGGCGACAGAGCGUGGGCUGGAAUCGAAUGACGCAUACGUCCCACCCCACAAACGCGCCGAGUUCCAUGCGGAAAUCGCCACUCCUACGCCCCUUGGUCAUCGGCACAAUAUCAGCGAAGGCCUGGAGCGGGAACUCCUCGAGGCUGAAAAGCGCCAGCAAAGGCGAUCACAAGACUACAUCGUGGUUGAAGAGGAAAGCAGCGGGAGCGGCUCCGAUGAGCAAGCAACGCAGACGAAGAUCACGCCGGAGAAGGAUCCGCUCUCCCUUGGCUACGUUGUGCAAGAAUCUGCUGCCAGGACUCUGUCCACUCACAAGAAGACUGGCUCGCGCUUCAACGUAGCUGCCCCGGCAUUCAAAUUCAACCCAGACGCUUCCUUUCAGCCUGGUUCGACAGCAUUCACGUUUGGCUCCUUCACCUCAAAGCCUUUGCCUCCUGCCGGUCAUAAUCGUCGAAUCUCCUCGAGCAAUUUCAAUGUGGCCGCACCGGAGUUCAAACCCCUGGGAAUGCAAGCCAUGCCAAAGGCUGAGUUCAGCUUCUCCACUAGUGGGCCAUCUUUCAAUCCAAAGGCACCAGUCUUUGGGGCCCCCAAGCCGACAGAACCCGUCGCGGCCGCCUCCGGUCCGUCCAUCUUUGGAAAGGUAGAAAUCCCAGAGUUCAUCAGACCAGCUCAGCGAUCAAAGGCCGUGCCCAUCACAAAACCUGAAGAUCUCUCCGACGAGGAUUCCGAGUCUGAGUAUGAAGAUGAUGAGGGCCGCCUUGCACAAAGCGAAGAUCGCUUGAAGAGAGCGAGAAAGGUUGGUGACGAUGGAGACGAAGUGCCGAGAUUUGCGGAACCCACGCCAAUGCCAGCGUUUGCGACUGAAAGUCUGUCCGAGUCUCGGCCAGGGUUGAAUGACGAGCCACGUUCCACAUCGGAUGACCAAACGCGCGUCGGAGGUGCUGCCGAUAGCGAGGAAGAUGCAGUGUCAGGAGCUUCAGACACUGCCAACGACGCAUUCGAUUCCGAGUUUGACCGCACAUAUGACGAGAUCGAGCCGCAGGCCGCUUUACAUAAGCAUCGGCUUUCGAGCUCGCUCUCUGCUUUGGCGCAGCCUUUCCGGCCCCACCUGUCGGUCGAUGCGCCAGGCAGUGCCAGCAGAGAUGUCGAUGACAGCUUCAACCUACCGGAUGUGGACGAAGACGAAUCGCAAGACGACGAUGUACCAACGUCGCCCUUGAAACCGCGCGAGUCCGCUUCCAUUCCGGGUGGCGAGAGGCUGAGACAAUCUCCAGACCUACCAACAUACCAUGAGGGCUACGGCGAGCCGACUCACUACGAGCCUGAGCCGUCGUUCGCUGAAAUUGACGCUGUCAUGCGCCAACUGAACGAGAUCGAUGGCAAUGAUGAUCUUCCAGAGCCUCGCGCACUUUCGCCCCUUCCCAGCUCUGAACUUCCUGUGAUGAGUGGCGUGACGUACUUACCGGGAGUGGAGCGAAGCGCCGCCCCUAGCCCAAGUCCACGGCGUAGUGAAUACGCUCCAGAGGCCCCAGGCGACUCUUCCUUCACCAUACAUGAACGUACGGACAGCGGCGAGCAUGUCGUUGGCGGCUGGUCUCAGGUCAACCGCUUGAACAAGGCCGCGGAGGUUCCAACAAGCGACUGGUCUGCCGAUUUCUCUGCGCACGAUGACGAUAAGCUGCAUCAGAGGAGCAACUUCUUAGAUAGCCAUAUCGAUAAUCUGAUCGGUGGAUUGCUGGAGCGACGACUUCGACCGCUAGAGGAGAGCUUGCAAGCCAUCCACAGCUCCAUUGACAGGCGUCCGACAUCGCGCGACCUGACUCAAAAACGCAGCUCGUCCGCAGUGGACAGCGAUGCCGAUGACGAGGACGAAUUGUCCGAAGAGCAGCGCCAGCGUCCAAUCUCUCGUGGUAAGGACAAGAGAGUCGAUCAAAUCAAAGCGGCCGUGGCGGAGGCACUACGGGAGCGAAGUCCGGCACGCCCCUCGCAGUCGUUGUUCGACCUUCAAGACCUUCAUUCGUAUCUGGUAGACAUGAAGGCCUCGUUUGCACAGGCAGCCUCGUCGGGCUUCGACUUGGACGAGGUCCGUGCUAUUAUCGAGGACGCUAUCAACCGACCCAGAGACGAAGAUGACUUUCUCCGACGCGCUGCAGAGGAGCGUGAGGCCGAGACGCGGAAAGCACUACAUCUUGCAGAGGAAGACCUUCGAUCUUUGCGGCAUACAUCGCACGAGCAGCACUCGAAGCUGAGUGCGGCCGAGCGGGAAAAGCUUGAGCUGCUGCAGCGGAUCGAAGCAGCGGAGGAAGCCCAGAGCGAUUUGGAGCAUCAAGUCAAGACGCGGGAAGCGGAGAACACUGCUACAUAUGCCACUUUGGAAGAGUAUCGCACGUCGAGCCACAAGUGGCGACAGCGCAUUGACGAAUUGACCGCCGAACGCGAGGAGCGGGAAGAUCAUCUCAAGGAGGUCAAGCACCAACUCAAGGAACAUCAACAAACGAGCACAAAGUUGCAUAACGAUGUUUCCGAUGCUCGGAGAGAGCGGGAUGAUCUUGAAGCCACUGUUGUCAGCCUCGAGCGCGAACUUGAACAGUCUCAAGAGUCGACUAGCGGGAUGAGAAGGCGACUUGAGAAGCUCCACUCGGACAUCGCCACCGCAGCGAGUCAACUGGCGAGCGAGAAAGAGGCUUGGCGGGCGAAGGAAGAUGAGUACAGAAUGAGGUGUGAAUCCUUGGAGGCGCAGAGUGGUGCUGAUGUCCAGUCUCGUUCUCAGUCUGAGGAGGAAGCUCGAACUGUUAAGGAGAAUGCCCAAGAGGCGCUGCAGGAGACGGUGCGCUCUCUGCAGGCCGAGCUGGCCGAACAGAAGCUGCUCACUCAACGAUUCGAGCGCGAUCAUGGCGAAGCCAAGGAAGCAGGUCGUGCCGAGACUGAACGCGUGCAGAGGUCACUCGAAGCUGCCAAUCAACAAAGUAAUGUGGUGCGAGCUGAACUUGAGGGCGAGCUCUCCAAGCUACGGCUGGAACUGGGCAACGUCAAGACCCAAGCAGAGUUGGAGAAAGAUCGUCAUGUGCGCAUCCUCGAAGAAGAGCACGAAGGACGACGAGAAGCUCUGCGCAAAGUCAACGACGCGCAUAGUGUGGCUUUGAACGAUGCACAAGAGAAGCACGAGACAUUCAUGCAACGAAUGCACGCCGACCACGAACGAGCUCUCGGCCAUGCGGUUGAGGACAAGCAGCGCGCCGAAUUCUUCUUGAAUGAGCGCCUAGCACUCUCGGACUCGAAAUUGCAACACUACCAGGAUAAGGUACUACAUCUCGAGGAGCGGUUGCAGAUUGCAAAGUCUGCGGCACAGGCUGCCGCGAUGAGUGCGCAAUCUAGAGGUCUACCGAGCACCGCUACUAAGACCUCGACGCUGCCCGACAAGAUCUCACCACAGGCGCUCCGAGAAUCUAUUCUUGUUCUACAGGAACAGCUGCAAGACCGCGAAGCUCAGAUUGAGAAGUUACGAAAUCACUCCGAGACCGAAGCGUCGGCGAAGCUGAAAUCGCGUGACGACGAGAUCGCGUGGCUGCGAGAGUUAUUGGCGGUGCGAGGUGAGGAGCUGACCGAUCUGGUCAAUACCCUUGCCCAGCCGACGUUCGAUCGCAACGCUGUGCGCGACACCGCAAUCAGGAUCCAAGCAAAUCUGCAGAUGGAGCGGCAAGAGAGGGACAGGCUUAGCCAAAGCCCGCAGACCCUUCCCGAGCAAGCAAUUGCCAGUCUUUCGAGUUUCGCCACGCCAAAGGCCGUCCAGCUCUCCUCGGCUUUCAACAAGUGGCGAAGCAACAUGGAGAGCGCGGCGCUCAAGAACGCCCAACAGCAACAACUGAAUCGCGCCCGCCGCGCACAAGCUUAUACCCCUUCUAAAGCGGCUCAUACCACCACCGCCAUCCCAGCUGGGUAUGCGUCGGGACUCAUGACGCCUCCGGCCUCGAAUCUGCGGAAUACACCGAGCCCGGAGCCUGGUGUUGCCAUUUCAGCUCCUCAGCUGGACUCCCGACCGGGCACACAGUCCAAGAGUCAGGCACCCUCAGCCGCAUCGAAAGCGGGAGGCAGGCACGCAUCUUUCACGUCCGAGGGACCAACAACGCCUCUUUUGCGAUCCCAAUCGUACGACCUGGAUGCAGAGGAAGGCCACGUACACAUGCAGGACCUCGACGACGGCCUCGAGGAUGACGACCUCGACGAUAUGGCCGACCACCAACCUCCAGCGUUCCGCAAUCUGGAAGCCGAGCUUGGUGAUGCUGGCGAAGGGUCGACAUAAUCUCACCACGAGUGUGCAUGCUGAUACAUCAUUUUCUUUUCAUUUGUUCGAACAUGGGGAGCCGGAGAAUGUCGAGUUGAGCUAGGAUGCUUCAUCGACAUCUCUUCAGUGACGGCGGAGGAGGAGGACGCUUGCAUUUUCGAUGGCGCAUGCGCAAGAUACCCCCUAGACUGAUCGCUUCCUUUCUGAUUCGUAGAGACUGACCAUAUUUGUGUAAAAUUGUGUUUAUACCAAUCUUUCCUCAUCAUUGACCAACUGCUGGUGUUCCCAUGCUGGCCUAUUCGGCCGAGUGCAAAUCGAUUACAUCACUUCGCGCGUUUCAGAUCCAAUAAGUUCCCGCGUCACUGCCACAGCUGCGCGACCACCUUCCCACCACCUCCCUCCAAGAUGCUACUUGGACUCCUCUUUCACCCCUCGACAAUGCCUUGAUCGCUCGUUUCGG
Messenger RNA from Neohortaea acidophila, 6426 nucleotides. RefSeq lists its product as uncharacterized. The transcript has a single exon. Bases 333 to 5984 code for a protein of 1883 amino acids. Lineage: Eukaryota; Fungi; Ascomycota; Dothideomycetes; Mycosphaerellales; Teratosphaeriaceae. The record is from RefSeq and is a predicted model, not a curated record. Gene Ontology annotation, cellular component: cytoskeleton.